AUGUAUCACAGUCUAAUUUUUAAAAAAAAAAUCUCUCAUAUCGAUUACAUUCUGUUCAUAUCUCUCUUCUAUUUUUCAAACUGCGCGUCUGUCUUACUUUGUGGCUAUCUAUCUAUCUAUCUAUCUAUCUAUCUAUCUAUCUAUCUAUCUAUCUAUCUCAUCGAUUCAUUAUCUCUUUCUUUCUAUCUAUCGAUUCAUGAUAUCACGCUUUCUCUCUAUCUAUCUAUCUAUCUAUCUAUCUAUCUAUCUAUCUCAGUCGAUUCAUUAUCUCUUUCUUUCUAUCUAUCGAUUAAUGAUCCUACUCUUUCUCCAUAUCUAUCUAUUUAUCUAUCUAUCUCAGUCGAUUCAUUAUCUCUUUCUUUCUAUCUAUCGAUUAAUGAUCCUACUCUUUCUCCAUAUCUAUCUAUCUCUCUCUCUCUCUCUCUAUCUAUCUAUCUAUCUAUCUAUCUAUUUCCGUCGAUUCAUUAUCUCUAUCUAUCGAUUCAUGAUUUCACCCUAUCUAUCUAUCUAUCUAUCUAUCUAUCUAUCUAUCUAUCUAUCUAUCUAUCUAUCUCAUCGAUUCAUUAUCUCUUUCUUUCUAUCUAUCGAUUCAUGAUAUCACGCUUUCUCUCUAUCUAUCUAUCUAUCUAUCUAUCUAUCUCAUCGAUUCAUUAUCUCUUUCUUUCUAUCUAUCGAUUAAUGAUCCUACUCUUUCUCCAUAUCUAUCUAUCUCUCUCUCUCUCUCUCUCUAUCUAUCUAUCUAUCUAUCUAUCUAUCUAUCUAUUUCCGUCGAUUCAUUAUCUCUAUCUAUCGAUUCAUGAUUUCACCCUAUCUAUCUAUCUAUCUAUCUAUCUAUCUAUCUAUCUAUCUAUCUAUCUAUCUAUUCCCUUUCCACCUCUCUUUUUGAUUUUCUUGUUUUCUCUCUUAUUCUUUCCACCACUUUCUAUUUUUCUCCCUCUCUCUGAUUCUUUCUCCCUCUCUUCCUGA
Molecule: messenger RNA, 966 nt
Organism: Acanthosepion pharaonis
Lineage: Eukaryota; Metazoa; Mollusca; Cephalopoda; Sepiida; Sepiidae
Source: the annotation of a GenBank genome assembly